Messenger RNA from Laetiporus sulphureus 93-53, 3183 nucleotides. Its product is annotated as Dbl domain-containing protein. Gene Ontology annotation, biological process: positive regulation of Rho protein signal transduction. The record is from RefSeq and is a predicted model, not a curated record. NCBI's taxonomy places the organism in Eukaryota, Fungi, Basidiomycota, Agaricomycetes, Polyporales, Laetiporaceae. Bases 1 to 3183 code for a protein of 1060 amino acids. Gene Ontology annotation, molecular function: guanyl-nucleotide exchange factor activity. The transcript has 5 exons.
AUGGCCAUGAAGGCUUUCCUCAACCGCAUCAACAGAGGCCUCUACAAGGAGAAGGAGAAGGAGAAGGAGAAGGACGUCGCCGUACGCGAGAAGAUACCCCAGCUUCCGCCUCUUCGUGAAUGGCCUCCGCAUCGUGCUCCGUCCACCGGCAGUAUCCUUGAUUCCUCCAAGCCCUUGCCAGAGAUAGCUCGUCCUUUACCGCCCAUUGAAGAGCCGUCGUCAUCUGGUUCUACCGAGUCUUCAUCCACACCGACCCCGAUAAAUACUACCGACCCACUUCUUGCUAAUAACGCUCUCGAGAGCAAUCCAAGCUCACACAGCAAGUAUGCCACCGUCGAUUCCACGCGAUCACGGCAGGAGCCCGACUCUACGGGCCGUAGCUCGCGAAAGACUACCAACGGCAGCAUGCUCAAUGGCACAACCGGUGACGUGCACAAGAAAGUUGCAUUCCUUUCACCUCCUCCUACCCCAGGACCCUGUAAUGACAGCGUCCUGCCUGACGCAGUGACACCUACACCCCCAAACGCGCCAACCAAGACGACCGUCUCACGCUUCCAGGCUACACAUGUUAAGGACACGCGUGGUUCUACAUCCACCAGUACGUCCUCACGAACCGACCUCGCCUCCACCAGCCGCUCCAUCAGACAAGUCCCAUCGCGCGCAGGCACGUCCCCAUUUCAGGGAAGGAGUUAUGGCGACGGCGCGUCCAUUCACCAGUCGCUGAGAUCAGGGACGCCGUACUCCCAGAUGUCGAAUUCGAGCAGCCGGAUUCUCGCCGCGCAGUCCUGGAGCGAGGUUGCAGAGGAUGACCUCGUGUCGAACAUUGGCCAACGUGAACGCACACGACAGGAAGUGUUGUGGGAGAUUGUUGCAAGCGAGGAAAGAUAUGUGGCCGAGCUAAUGAAGAUGAAAGAAACAUUCAUCGAGCCGCUCCUACACCCUUACUCUGCUCCUUCGCCGGUGUCAUCUCCGAACCUUGAUCAUGAUGAGUUUCCCCGUGCAGAUACUCCGCGCGAGUCGCUCGAACACCUACCUAUCGCUGCCCGCUUCCUUUCGCCCACUGGCCUUCGCUCAGACUCGCCUACUGCUCAGAUGCCCUCGUCACCGACUCGCAAAGACGAUGGGCAUCCGAACAUCGAUGGCGAAUCGACAUAUGCUGAGGACGAGGAAGCAGAAGACCGGAUGGGCGCUUCAUACUACUCUUCCCGCCACAAGGCUGUCACAGGCAUGAGCCAAGCAGCCAAGCAUAAUCACCCUCGGUCUCCAUAUGGGACGCGUUCUGGAGGCAGCAAGUAUGGCACGAGCGUUCCCUUCCCAUCGCGGUCCCAUCAAUCACUCCCUCCUCCACCUCGCAUGGACACGAUGACGUCGUCCACCCACUCGCUCGGUAGGCAGUCGAUCAUUGCAGAGCGAGAAAGGGAGCACGAUUACUCGGGCGGAUCAAAUACUCCUUCUGUCAGAGCCGCAACGGCAGCAUCAGGAGGCAGUAUGUUGCGUAAAUGGAAGAAGAGUAACACGACACCGGAUGCCAUCGUGACUUCAUCAGUGCCCCCGAGAGAGCUCCCGGAGGAUCUGCGGAAAUGUCUCGAAGUCAUUGAAGGUGGGAUAUUGGAGGGGCACGUUCGUCUGAGUGAGAAUCUCCGCAAGAGAUAUGAAGAGCAGUACCCUCUCGUACGAUCUCUAGCAGACGUAUUUGUGAACAACUCACACAUACUUCAAGGAUACGCGACAUAUGUUCUCCAUCUAGAAAGGGCGCUCGAACAGGUUGACAAUGCACUCUCUACAACAAGUGCUACCAAGAAACCCAAGAAGCAAGACGCGGACCAAUGGAUGAAGAUAUGCCAGAGCCUGCAAAGGCUCGAGGUUAUCGCGUCUGAGAAGGGCGAGACGGGACUAGCAAUCUCGCUAUCGAAGCCAUUCCAACGCCUGCUGAAAUAUCCCUUGCUCUUUCAAAACCUGCUCUAUCACACCGAUCCCAGCACGUUCGAAUAUGAAAGCACCCUUGCCAUGGUGGCCGAGGUGGAGACGAUCGUGAGGAGUAUUGAGGAUGAGAAGAUCCAGAAGGAAGAGCGAGACAAGACGCGAGAUGUGUUCGCACGAAUAGAGGGUCUGGACAAAGUGAAGCAGCUCAUGGUGCCGAAGCCGUCCAGGGUACUCAUGGAAGAGCGCCCGGUUGUGGGAAUAAAUCCUUUAGCCGAGCCUGUGAAGACGCAGUCAGCCCCUCCAGUGACGUCGGGAGCGCAUAAGAAUGUGAAGGGGAAGACAUCGUUCAAACGACUGAGCGAUGCCCUACAGCCGGGCAGUAGCGGAAUGAGAGGGAAAAAGGACCAAUGGUUCGUUGUAUUCAAUGACGUAGUACUGCGAUGUCAGAGAACAGGCACAACUUGCUUACCACUGGUGGCGGCCACGAAUUCGAGGACGAACUCUCUGCCUGAGCUGCAAGGCAAGACGAAGUAUGCGACCACGGGACGGCGUGGCUCGCAUACCAGGCCUCGCAAUUUAUACAAAUUUAUCAAGAUCGAAACAUGGGCGAUAGGAGAGGUUGUGCAGCCUCGUGAAGGCGUCGUCUCCAUGGAAGACGUCGUGCGCUCCCGGCAGCAAGCUCAUUCGGGCGUACAGCCUCGCAUCAUGCCUCUUCGUGACAACGAGGAUGAUGCUGGGGUUGACUCAGAUGACUCUGACAGGAAGAGCAAGAUGAGCUUCUCAUACUGGGGCGCUGACAAGGUCACGCUGCAGAAGCCACUCAAGCCCAGGCAGCUCGUCGCCAAUGCAGCGCGGCGAGGAGCGAAUGGCAACCUGACAACGGCGUAUGGCCGCGAGUCAUCCGCCAACGCCAAGUUCGGCACACGGCUAGUUUCUGGAGAGUCGCCAGUUACGGGUCGCCCUUCAAGUCGCCGGGCACAGACCACGCCAGGCGCGCGGCGGCACGCGCAGUCAGAGGAGGGUCAUUCUGUCAAGGCCACAGUCACUCGAGAUCGUCCAGCCUGGGAUGGCAGCACGCGUGCCGCAACAACUACCCCUGUUCCGAAACGGACUCGAAACGUGUCGCAGAGCAGCGCCGCGACACGGACGACGGUCGGUGCGAAGCAGCUGCCUUCGCCUGCGCCAUCAGAGGAUUCCGGUGUCGGUCUAUACCGCCAGAUCAUAGCCCAGAACCCUUCUCUCAAUGCAUUGAAUGCAUAG